AUGGACGUUGAUAUCGACAGGUUCCAAGAGCGGGAGCUGUAUGGGUUUGGUCAGAACGCUUGCGGAGAGCUAGGGCUGGGAGACACGCUCGAGCGCCACACGCCUACCCUCUCGCAGACCUCCCGCGGCAAGGAUAUCGUUGGCGUCACUGCGGGGAACGAGCUAACAGCCGUUCUCACCAACACCGGCGAAGUCUACAGCUGUGGAUACAACAGCGAGGGGCAAUGUGGGAUCGGGGAGAUCGAUGAAACGGUGCCAGAAAUGGUUCCGUCGUUGACCAAGGUGACUCUUCGGGAGCCAAGCUUUCGACCUGCCGGCCGUGUGUCUCUGGUCCACUCUGGCAACGGCUCCGAGCACCUUGUGGUUGUGACGGAGGAGGGGGAACUGCAAACCUGCGGCCGCAACAACUCGGGGCAGCUGGGGCACGGGGAGGUGGGAAAGGGAUACAGCUUGCCCAGGCCGGUGGCAGGUUUUGCCGGGUACCGAGUCACGAAGGUGGCGUGUUCGUAUUCGCACACGGUGGUCGUGACGGACGACGAUCGAACGUGGACCUUCGGGGGCAACGGCUACGGACAGCUGGGCCAUGGGGACCAUAGCUCCCGCUCUGCUCCCGCGGCUCUGGCGUGCUUUCAGGGCCUGGGCGUGCUCAGCGUCGCUUGCGGGGUGUACCACACGGUGGUCUCAGUAGCAAGUGGCGGCUUGUACUCCUUUGGCAAGAACGAUCACGGACAGCUCGGCCUCGAGGGUGGCGAGUCCAGGUUUACACCGGUGCAGCACCGAGCGUGCACGUCUGUGGUAGAGCAGCUGGCGUGCGGGUACUACCACACCGUGGCGCUCAGCAGGGCCGGGGAGGUGGUCGCAUUCGGUCGCAAUGACUACGGCCAGCUAGGGCUCGGGCACAGGGAAAGCACCUGGCAAGGCGGCCAGGUGCCCGACCUCGCGGGAUUGCGAAUCAUCCAGGUCGCCUGCGGCUCGUACCACACCAUCUCGCUUGAUGACGAGGGUCGAGUUUACCCCUUCGGGAGAAAUAAUCAUGGGCAACUAGGGACAGGGACGAGAGAGGAUGCCUGCCGGCCGUGCUUUGUCGAGGGGCUCUCCCAAAGUUUCGUGUGCCAGGUGGCGGCGGGGUUCUACCACACGCUGUGCCUUACGGGCCCGCCUCUGGAACGCAAAGCAGGCCAUGGCUCCGCCUUCGUCGUCCGCGACUCCAAGUCGCUGAGCUCCGACCUCUACCGCCUGCUCAACAACCCAUCCCAGUCCGACGUGACGUUUACCGUGGAGGGGAAGGUCGUCUACGGGCAUAGGUGUAUUCUUGGCGCCCGCUGCGAGCCCCUGGGGCGCAUGCUGGACGGCCCCAUGAGAGAGGCGUGUUCCGGCGGGGGAAGCAUUCCCAUGCCGAACCACAGGCACGCCGUCUUUCUGGCCUUCCUCGAGUACAUUUACACAGAUAAGGUCAUUGCGCUCGGAGCCGACUCCCUUGAUCUAGAGUUCUGCCUGGACCUGAUGGACCUUUCCGACCAGUACCUAAUGGGGUCGCUGAAGCGACUGUGUGAGGACUCCGUUCUGAGAAAUAUCACGGUAAAGCCCAGAUGA
Molecule: messenger RNA, 1593 nt
Organism: Ectocarpus siliculosus
Lineage: Eukaryota; Phaeophyceae; Ectocarpales; Ectocarpaceae
Source: the annotation of a GenBank genome assembly